Coregonus clupeaformis (lake whitefish) is the source of this 1420-nucleotide messenger RNA. Its product is annotated as AP-1 complex-associated regulatory protein-like. The coding region runs from base 293 to 1219 and encodes 308 amino acids. Gene Ontology annotation, biological process: negative regulation of cell motility; regulation of Arp2/3 complex-mediated actin nucleation; negative regulation of substrate adhesion-dependent cell spreading. The transcript has 10 exons. Gene Ontology annotation, molecular function: AP-1 adaptor complex binding. The record is from RefSeq and is a predicted model, not a curated record. Lineage: Eukaryota; Metazoa; Chordata; Actinopteri; Salmoniformes; Salmonidae.
AGGAAGUAUUGAAUGAGACUUCAAAAAACCACGACUGUUGCUAGCUACAUUUUUCUGAUUAAUAUUGAUGUUCAACAAGCUUCUGUACAUAGAAAUAUAGAAUGUAUCAUGAUGAGCUGUUGUGCAUUGGGUGUCAUGUCACCCUUUAAUUGUAAGAGCUAGCUAAUGUCCGCGGCGACGGUCGAAGGUCUUAGUAAGGAAUGAAACACCUGUGCUAGCUAUCCAGCUAAUUUAUCAAAAUAUCCAGCAAGUUGGCACCCAACCCAACGAAGGUACAUUUUGACAGAAUGCGAUGGGGAACUGUUGGGCUUAUUGUUCUGGGAUCUUCAGAAGAGAAGCAAACAGGAUAAAACGAGGAGGCGGGUCAAAAUACUUUAGAAGCAGUACUGCUGGGGAACAUUACACAAUAGAGUUUGAAAACCUUGUUGAAAGUGAUGAGGCAGAGAGCCCACAAAGCUGUCCCAGGCCUAUCAGCGAAGAUGAGAUCAUCCACCUCAAAGAGCACCGUUAUGCUGCAAUUUCCGAUCAGCAGACCUUGAUAGACGAGAAGCUGCAAGCAGAGUUAUUAGCACAAGAGGAGAAGUUAAGGCUAGAAGAGGAGGCUAGAAAUGCUGCCCAGCGUGAGGCCGCCAGGCUGGCACGCAAUCGAAAGAUAAAGGAGCACCAGCUUGCACAAUGGACUAAAGGCAAGGCGGAAGUCAAAGGUGGCGCAGCCCAUCUGAAAAAGCAUGGCUCAGGUGAAGACUUUGAUGUCUACCUACAGAAUGUGAAAGCCACGUCGGAAGCCUUCAGGAGCAGCAGGCUGUCCUCUGAGACUAACGUGAUCACUCCCAACACGGAGAGCAGCUGGGACUUCAACACCAAGACCCGCUCCACCAAUGAUGACGGAACCUCACUGGACCUGGAGUGGGAGGACGAGGAAGGGAUGAACCGGGCGGUCCCGGCGUGGGAGAGGUCUAAAACAGAAGAGGAUAUACUCCGAGCGGCAUUCCAGCCGGGCGAAAAGCAGGCGACCAGUGGUCCGGCCUCCGCUUCGGAGGACUCCAACGCCCUGGAAUGGGAGAACGACUUUGUGAGCGCGCACACCGAGGAAAAUGCUGAGGAGAACACAGAGGACUCUGAAUACGAGUGCUUUGUCAACCCCAUAAUGGAUAUGGACACCCCAUCUGAGGAAACACCACCGCUAGAUAUCACUACACCGGAGAUUGAGGAGAGAUAGUCCCCAUCGCCAGGGGAACCAGAAUCAAAUCCUAGCGUUAGUCCACCAGCCCAUUGCCUCACCCAAAAGGGAAAUUGAUUUACUACUACACAUACUUCUGUGUCUGCUUGCUCUGAGUGUAUGUGUCAUUAACAUGGGCAUGUCUGCCAAUGUUUCUACAGUGAAGGAAAAAAGUAUUUGAUCCCCUGCUGAUUUUGUAUG